Messenger RNA from Gopherus flavomarginatus (Mexican gopher tortoise), 5649 nucleotides. It is a transcript of the gene BLACAT1, whose product is annotated as BLACAT1 overlapping LEMD1 locus. Bases 195 to 296 code for a protein of 33 amino acids. The record is from RefSeq and is a predicted model, not a curated record. The transcript has 3 exons. Lineage: Eukaryota; Metazoa; Chordata; Testudines; Testudinidae.
UCUCAGGAGGAGUGUCUUGGGGACUGUGGCAGAAGGAGCAUUUGAAACAAGACCUCACAGGAGGCACGAAGGGCAUAGUAAGACUUGAGACAAGUGGCUGCAGGAAUGGAUGCUAGCAAGGGUGGUUGCAAAGCAUCUACUGAAGAAGAGCUAGGUUUCCUUUGGAUGCUCCUGAGCCUGAUCUGCCAUAGGGGAUGCCCCAAUUCACUUUUGCUUGCUUCUGUGGGCUCCACGGCUUCUGCAAGAUGAAGAGGAAAAAAGAAGAGCCCAGUGCAGAGCAGGAGACAUCAGUGUGAGACUUGUCCGGGUGUGUCACAUUUACCCUCUCACUCACAUCGCUGGAUUCCAGCCCUGGUUUGAACUUGAGACUUGCCUGGCUUGGAAAAAAGCUGAAGCUCAGAAAUGACCCUUACAGAAGAGCCACAAACAGUAUCCUGGGUGCUAUGGUGGUUCAGCACAGAUCCCCAGUCUCAAAGGUGCUUGAUCUUGGACCGCACAGCUAUCUGUGGCAGAGAGAGAUUUUUGUCCCUUUACUGGGUAAAAGUUUCAUUCACGAGAAAGCUGUCCCUGUCUUGCUUGAAUAUGUCCCCCUGGACAGACUCUGAAGGAGAUUUCCAAAUCAAGAGCCAGGUCCUGCCCUCAGUUUCCCUGGAGUAAGUGGGCAGCAGGAUUUGGCUCUGUGUUUUCAAGUUGUCUCACUGUGGCACUGUCAACUGAAAAUGAACAAGCUGUAGAGUUUUGUUAGUAUCUCCCAAGCAAAUGUCCUGUGUCUACAAGAAGCAGUUCCUAAUACUUCUUAGACAUUUUGUGCUCAGAUGUGCUAGAUGCCAGCAUGGAGAAACCCUUAGGGAGUGGUGAAAACACAGUGGGCUUUGAUUCUGCUCCCAUCGAUGCAAAUCAGGAGUCGCUCCACUGAAAUCAGUGGUGUUAGCCCAGUGGGAGAGCAGACUCAUGCUCCUUAUGUGUCUAUAUUAACUAUGGGAAGUGAAUUUUGCAGUUGGCCCCUUUCCUAUAAUGGGCUUGAAUCAAAAUCCCUGAACUCUAUGUGAAGAGAAGUUUGGAACUGGGACCCGGAUUUCAGCUUUGGAGCUCAGGUCUCUCUCUAGCAUGUAUGCAUCCUCCAGUGGUUCUCCACCUUUCCCGUAAUGGGUGCCCUCUUCCAAUCUCGCCAUUUAGCAAUCUGCGAAAGGCAAUAUGACCACGACUCUCUGACACCUGUUCAUGUACAUGCGGUGGGUCGCAACCCCCAGGAUAAGAGCCCAUGUUCUCAAAGAAAUUGAUGUAGUUGAGAGUAUGGAAAAUGCCAGUGUUCAAAUUGUUAACUUUUUUUGCUGGAACUGCCUCACCUAAUCCAGGCAUAGCCAUUAGCAUUAGUGUAGUGCUGCAGUUUCAAAGGUUGUCCCUGUUUUCUCCCUUCUUGUCUAUACGUCUUUCCUACUUGCUGUUAAAGCCAUAUGGAAAUUCCCUGGGUGCUGUGCCUUUCAGGAGGUGUUGCAGACAGACUCUCCUCUUCAGGUACCCUAAAAUAGCCCCACUAGUUGUCACUGUGGAUCCCAGAAAGUACAUCUAUUUCAUGGCCUGAUCCAAAGAACAUUGAGGUCAGUAGAAACUCUCUCUUUGAUUUCAGUGGGUUUGGAUCAGGACCUCACUCAGGAAGGUCUUCUUGUGGUAGUGUUGGAGAUGGGCUUGAACCCAACCUUCAGCUCUGAACACCCCCCGCCUUAUGGCACUGGAAAUCCAGAUCCAACUUUAGCCCCUCAGACCCAGCUCUGGUUAAUUCAGACAGCCUCAACCCUUUCACUCCUGAAUCCUUUGCUGCCAUCUCCAAAAUGUUCAGCCCCUGAGGCUACUAGAGUUUUGCUCUUUCGAUGAGGAUGGUCACACAGUAUUUGUAGCCCUUUCAGUCAGAAUAAACUGCAGCUGCGGCGACUUUUGAGAACUGGUAGCAAGGCCUGAGCUGGGUGCAUGACAGAGUCAGAAAGACUAGGGCUGUCAACAUGACAGGCUAAGAUGGUAGCCAUGGAGAUCUGAGUAUCAAAGGGGUAGCUGUGUUAGUCUGGAUCUGUAAAAGCAGCAAAGAAUCCUGUGGCACCUUAUAGACUAACAGACGUUUUGGAGCAUGAGCUUUCGUGGGUGAAUACCCACUUCAUCAGAUGCAUGUCACAUGACAGGCUGAGAUGGUAGCCAUGGAGACCUGAGUAUCAAAGGGGUAGCUGUGUUAGUCUGGAUCUGUAAAAGCAGCAAAGAAUCCUGUGGCACCUUAUAGACUAACAGACGUUUUGGAGCAUGAGCUUUCGUGGGUGAAUACCCACUUCGUCAGAUGCAUGUCACAUGCAUCUGACGAAGUGGGUAUUCACCCACGAAAGCUCAUGCUCCAGAACGUCUGUUAGUCUAUAAGGUGCCACAGGAUUCUUUGCCUCUUUUUAUGGAGAUCUGAGGAGGGAUUCAAAAUGGCUGCCUCAGGCAGGGCUGGUUCAGCCAGUAUUGCAAAGCUGGUGGCUAUAGGGAGCCGUCAUGAACCCCCUCCUGCCCCAGUCAUCUCUGUAUGGAAAAGCCAGAGGGAAGCUCCUUGCUCAUGCUUCAGGGUUCAGUGGUGUGGAGUAGAAGCUGCUUUGUACUGAAUGAGAACCCAGUGGGGAACACUUGGUCCCCCUAGAGAAUUGAGGGGCCUCCCCCUUUAAUAUGUCCCUGGUUAGGGUAAAUUGCUGGCUCUCUGCCUCCUCCUGUGUAACAGAAAACCUCCAUUCACUUGCUCCCUCAACAAACCCAUUGCACCAGUUCUGGAUACAUUUCCUAAGGCCCGAUUCCCACCAUGGAAUGGAACCAAGCCCUCAGAAUCUGUCAGGGCAGAGGAUGGGUAGUGGGAAAAGGUCAUGUGCUAAAUCUAGUGGAUGGGGUCUGGGGAGGGGGACAAGUGAAUGACAUUGCAUGGAACUGUCAACAGGCCUUCACUGCAGCCAGCCAAAGGCUUUGAGGACAAUGUUAUUAAUAUUAAACCAAAAAUAGUAAUUGGGGCAAAAUCACCGUUUCUUUCUAAAGAUCAAACAUGGAGGAUCGGGGCACAGAGUGCCUUAGAAUGGUGGUGCCAGAGAUUAUUAAUGCUGUAACUCUGAUGCAAAAUCUUGCCCGGUAGGGUCUCUGAGGAAUGUUGUUGCCUGCUCCCCUUUAGGAAGGGCAGACAGGUAAAUCUUUAGGGGCCAGAUCCAUGGCCAGUGUAAAUCAGAGGAGACUCGUUGACUUCAAUGGAGCUAUGUAGAUUUACACCAUCUGAGGAUCUGGCCCUGAAAAGAAUAAGUUGAGCUAACUCAGAAAACAAAUCCUUUCCCCUACUUAUAAAACUCACUGACCUUUCCAGCUCUCAGACCGCUGCUGCGAGACCGGAUUUACGCUUGACAAACAGAGCUGUGUGUGCUGGUGACAAGCUCUUCUUUUGGGAAGAUUUGCUAGCUUGGCCAGCUACCAAAACCAACAUGGCCCUUAUUUUAUUGUCUUAUCUGAAGGGUUUAGCGUGAAACCUCUGCCCAGCAAGGAUGACCAAUAAAAGGAGACACAUGAGAUCUUCUCCUGGGGUAUAAGCAGAGCAACGAAUUAAGCAGCUUUAAAUAAUCUUCAUCGGGUGCCAGUAGUCGGGGUUGCUCUAGGAGAUGGUUCAGUCACUUCAAACACGAAACAGCUGGUAGCGGACCAUAGCAACGAGUCCAACUGCACCUGAUCUUGCUUAGUGAGUCAGUCUGGAAAGUUCACAUUCUGAGAAGUACUGUAUUUUCCCCAUGGAGCAUGAAGAAGAUACUCACACAAGGUGCUGUCUGGUUCAUGCACAUGAAGGAUCAAGCAUAGGGAAAGGACCCAACACUGAAAGCAUUGGGGUCACACUCCAGAUGUAUAUGGCCCAGAUGUCUUUUUUUUUCUCAGUGAACUUUGGCAUGUCUGAGCCAACUUGUGAUGGUGACCAUUUUGCUACUGCUUGAUGCAUUACAGAAGCCGAUCACUGGAGGCUGUUGGUCUUGUUUUCAUCUCAUUUCAAUGGUGGCAGAACGUUUAGCAGAAGACUGAAAUUUAGGCUUAGUCUGGGUAUCUAAAUCCCCUAGGAGGUUUAGCAAAUGGUCAUGUUUAAAUAUUAAACAUUACAGGCCAAAUCUUGGGGUCUCUCACCCAGGAAAAGCUUUCACUGGGUCAACAGUUCACUGGAAUGGAGCAUUUUCAAAUUCUAUUGGCUCCAGAGAGAGCCAAAGGUGCUCAAUAUCCCUCAGGAUAUUGCCCCUUGACUGGGUGUUUUGCCUGAGUAAAGAUUUCAGGAUUUGGCCCUAAAAUUCUUUCCGAUCAUUGACGCCAUAAUAAAGCAGAAGGAAAAGUGAUGCAGAGGAUGAAUUCUGCCCCUGAGCAUCUCUAGAUGCCAAUAUCACAAAUGGGUGCUCUAUUCUGCAAGCUGACAGCAAUAGGAAACAUGAUUUUUAAAGAAAACUGGCUACAGCCAUAUUCUGGGUAGGGAUAUGCCUGUGCAGCUCCCACCAAUGCCAAUGGGAGCCCAAUAUAUGUGUCUAAAGCCAGGAUACAGUUGGAUAUUUCCUAGCACAGUUCUGAGUUUCUGCACAGCAAGAAGUGCUUGGCAGCCUAUGAACUUUCAUUCUGUUUUCUGCACUGAGCAAGGUCAGGGUAGUUGUUUUGACUCAUCUCCAUUCAUUUUCAUCAAGGUCAGCUCACCUCGUGCUCAGCUGAUUGCGUAACACACUGUGAGCUGUUAUUGCUCUCCAUGGAUACCAGAGACUAUCUUUACUGGCCUUCUACUUAUACAGAGCAAGAAGAGCUACCUCUUUAGCGCAAGUGGCAGGGACUUGUGCAUUUGGUGCUGAUGGACACAAAUUCAAUCCCUAUUUAGGACCAAUGUAUGUGUGGGUACAGUCCUUGUUCAUCGCAGCUAUAAGCUAUAGCAGCUAUUCUGGCAGCAGAAGUUUGUCCCAACUGAAGAUCAGUUGGCCGCAAGUCCCUGAGACCUUUCAAAUUCCUUUGGGUCGAAGUCAGAGGCAGGAGAUUUGCAGAUGAUCACAGUCUGUAUCCUUUUUAGUAAGUUGGACCCCAUGUAAGCUAAGAAUACUAAUGUUUUCUCCAGUGCGGUGAGUUUUAAUUGUUUAAUGGAGCACUAGGUGAAUAGCCAAGAACAUAGGCUGCUAUGAGCCUUUGAUUAUGGAGCCAUCAUGGCUUCUUAGUUAAGGUUCCAAAAUUAAUACACAUACCCUGAGAUUCUGUAAAGAGCUAACAGCUUUACUGAAUGUAUCCAGCUUGGCUGGAGGUUUAUACAGCACUAAUUAAAUGCUCCUGAAAUGGGUCUUAUGUAAAAACUGGUAUGGGUGCUUCAGAGGUUUUCUCUCUAUUGUGGUUGUUCCAAAAUCUGGUCUGGAUGGAGGAGGGGGAAUCUUUCCAGGACAAUACGGUAACCUAUUGAAUAUAUAUUGCAGACCACCGUAUAUCUGCUGAAUUUAUCUCACCUCAAGAAUUGCACCUGCCUCCAGCAAAGAGCUUCCUAGCUAGGCAUGGAUGAAUAUAGUAUGUAAAAUAUAUCUAGACACACACACACACACACACACAUAUAUAAAAUUGAAAAUGCAAUAAAUUACACAAGUACAAUAUGAAUGUUUAAAACUAAAGCUGCAG